AUGAUCACCUAUUUGAAACGCCGUUUUUCCUCCGGAGAUUUACAAGGCGAGGCUGCUGAUAAACGGGAACAGGAGGGUCUCCCAAGUUUCCUCCGAUUUGGUAGUACGACAACGACAACAGCAGGAGUAAGUCAAGUACAGCAACAACAAUUACAACAACAGCAACCACCGCAGCAACCAAAUCAAACCUUUCAAACCAGUGCAUUGCAACAACAGUAUCCCUAUUGUCCACAAGAUUCCACGUCCACAGGAAUGUCACAAGGCUAUGUUGCCCAAACGGCAGGAGCCGUGGUGCCUGGGACAGGCGGAGCAACUGCUGAUGGCCCCAGUCGAAUGCCAAUGAGAGGAAGAGGAGCUUACCCUAGUGCCCCUUCAUCACCAACACGUAGCUAUGGAAGCGCGGCAGCGGGCACUGGGAGUGGAAUGGGUUCAUUUAUGGGUCCGAUGGGCAGCAUCACCGGGCAGAUUUCAAGCACAAUCAUGCGCGGAUUCAGUACUGCGGCAUCCACAGCACAGAGUAUGGCUACAGGUAAAUCCACCAAGGACAGACAAAAGGUACUCUUAGUGAUUGAUGACUCCCAAACUGAUUGGAGCAAAUACUUCAAGGGUAGGAAAAUCCUCGGUGAUUGGGAAAUUCGAGUAGAACAGCCAGAUUUCGUUCUUCUCCGUCAACAUGCGAGCGGAGUCAAUGAGGAUUGGCAGCCCAUUCUUACGGGCUUGAUGUACUCAGGCACUCCCUGUAUGAAUACUUUGCAUGCAGUCUACAAUAUGAAGAAUAGACCGUGGCUGUUUGCUCAUCUCUUACUGUUGCGCAAUCGUUUGGGCAAAGAAACUUUCCCACUCAUCAAUCAGGUGUAUUACACAAGCCACAAAGAAAUGAUCACAGCCCCUGCGUUUCCCACAAUCAUCAAAGUCGGCUUGGGACACGGAGGUGAAGGAAAAAUUCGAGCAGACAAUCCAAUAGCCUAUCAGGACAUUACAAGUUUACUGGUGUCGAAUAACCUUUACGCCACUUCCGAGCCAUUUGUUGAUGCAAAGUGUGACAUACACGUGCAAAAGAUUGGACCGCAUUACAAAGCAUUUGCGUUCAAACAAUGGAUCGAUGAAAUAUCUCACAUGUUUGGUGGUUUGGACAUCUGUUCAGUGGAAGUCUUGCAAAACAAAGCUGGAGAAUACUUUAUUUAUGAUGCUAAUGGAUCGGACAUGUGCUUAUUCGGGGACAGCCAAGAAGACGACCGACGUGAAAUCGCGGAGCUGGUGGUACAACGAAUGCAGACUGUAUGCCAGCAGAGCGCACUGUAA
Messenger RNA from Echinostoma caproni, 1302 nucleotides. Lineage: Eukaryota; Metazoa; Platyhelminthes; Trematoda; Plagiorchiida; Echinostomatidae. The record is from the annotation of a GenBank genome assembly.